UCAGCAGGUUGGGCUGCGGUGGCAGCGGCAGCUGGGCAGCUGAGGCGCUGCGUUUGAGAGGUCCCAGACGCGUCUGCGGCGCCAGCUCCGCCACCCUUUGCCUCUCUCGUUCCAGUCUUCGUGCCGGGUGCUGCGGAAGGCAAGGGCGCUAGCUAGUGAACCCCGAGUACACCCGUGGCUGCUUCCGACACCGCCCUCCGUCCCUUCCCAGCCACGGGCCUCACUAAGUGCUAGGCGACUCUGCGGGGAGGCGGCGGCGACGGCUGCCAGUCUGUGGAGGAGUCCUGCCCUCCAGCCUUGCUCCUUCGCCGGGCCUUGCAGGGGCCGAGAGAGUUCGGCUCCUGCCUUUCCUCUUGCCUUUUUCGUCUGCCGGUUGGAGCAGCGUCGGUCCGGUGGUCUCUGGACUGAGGCGGCGGCAGCUCCUCCGGCUUCAUCAUGUCCGCGGGCGGAGACUUCGGGAAUCCGCUGAGGAAAUUCAAGCUGGUGUUCCUGGGGGAGCAGAGCGUUGGAAAGACAUCCUUGAUCACCAGAUUCAUGUAUGACAGUUUUGACAACACCUAUCAGGCAACAAUUGGCAUUGACUUUUUAUCAAAAACAAUGUACUUGGAAGAUCGAACAAUCAGGCUGCAGCUGUGGGAUACUGCGGGUCAGGAACGUUUCCGUAGCCUCAUUCCCAGUUACAUCCGUGACUCUGCUGCAGCAGUAGUAGUUUACGAUAUCACAAAUGUUAACUCAUUCCAGCAAACUACAAAAUGGAUUGAUGAUGUCAGAACAGAAAGAGGAAGUGAUGUUAUCAUCAUGCUAGUAGGAAAUAAAACAGAUCUUGCUGACAAGAGGCAAGUGUCAAUUGAGGAAGGAGAGAGGAAAGCCAAAGAGCUGAAUGUUAUGUUUAUUGAAACUAGUGCGAAAGCAGGAUAUAAUGUAAAGCAGCUCUUUCGACGUGUUGCAGCAGCAUUGCCUGGAAUGGAAAGCACACAGGACAGAAGCAGAGAAGACAUGAUUGACAUAAAACUGGAAAAGCCUCAGGAGCAACCAGUCAGUGAGGGAGGCUGUUCCUGCUAAUCCCCCAUGACAUUUCAGCCCUUCUCCAGAAGCUCACUGCUUUGUCCCCCUUACUCUUUCAUUGACUGCAGUGUGAAUAUUGGCUUGAACCUUUUUCCCUUCAGUAAUAACGUAUUGCAAUUCAUCAUUGCUGCCUGUCUCGUGGAGAUGAUCUAUUAGCUUCACAAGCACAAAAAAAGUCAGUGUCUUCAUUAUUUGUAUUUUACAAAAAGCCAAAAGAUUUCAGCAUAUUCCAGUGAUAACUUUAAAAAUUAGAUACAUUUUCUUAACAUUUUUUUUGUUUUUUAAUGUUACUUCAAAAUGAUGGAAAUUUCAACAGUCUGAGUGUGGCUUGGUUAAGGAGCAAUAUGUUCACAACAGCACUUGCCUACCUACUAGAUCUCUCCCUGCUUUUCUCACCUUCCAUUCCCUAUUCUCACCCUCCCUUCCUCAAAACAAAGAGGAGGUGGCAAAGCAGCAGUAAGACCAUGCCCAAUG
Messenger RNA from Orycteropus afer afer, 1539 nucleotides. It is a transcript of the gene RAB6A, whose product is annotated as RAB6A, member RAS oncogene family. NCBI's taxonomy places the organism in Eukaryota, Metazoa, Chordata, Mammalia, Tubulidentata, Orycteropodidae. Gene Ontology annotation, molecular function: GTPase activity; GTP binding. The record is from RefSeq and is a predicted model, not a curated record.